AUGAAAGUCCUGUGUGUUGCCGAGAAGAACUCUAUCGCGAAAGCAGUCUCGAACAUCCUAAGUGGUGGUCAGUUAACAACUAAAAAUACCAACUUCCCGUAUGUUAAAAACUACGAAUUUACAUAUAGUGGGUUUAAUUUUACAGGAUCAAAUGCCAGCUGCGAAGUUGUUAUGACCAGUGUAGCUGGUCAUCUAACUGGUGUUGAUUUUGACAACCAACAGUACGGGUGGGGAAAGUGUAAUCCUUCAGAACUCUUCGAUGCUAACUUGAGCAACACUAAGAACAAAGACCAACAGAAAAUUGCUGAGAAUAUAAGAAAAUCUGCCAGAAAUGUUGAUUACCUAAUGAUUUGGACCGAUUGUGAUCGUGAAGGUGAGUAUAUUGGAUGGGAAAUCUACGAAGAGGCCAAGAAAUUAAAUAAUCGUUUGAAUGAUAAUACAUUAUACAGAGCCAUCUUUUCGCAUCUAGAAAGAAACCAUAUUCUGGGGGCUGCUCGGAAUCCUCAAAGACUUGACAAGCGUGCUGUUGAUGCAGUUGGAACAAGAAUUGAAUUGGAUUUGCGAACAGGUGUCUCCUUUACUAGACUCUUAACUGAUACAAUGGCCAGAAAAGUGCAGGCAUCACAACAACAAUCUAUGCCUCCACCAAAUAACAGUAAUUCAAAUAAAAAAGAAAAUGUGGUAGUUUCAUAUGGUCCUUGUCAAUUUCCUACGCUAGGGUUUGUAGUGGAUAGAUUUGAAAGAAUACGAAAUUUCAAGAAGGAGGAGUUUUGGACCAUUCAGUUAGUAGUCUCAGAACAAGAUCAGGGUGUACAAUCCAAUAAUAUUACAAAUUUUCAAUGGGAUAGAGGUCAUUUAUUUGAUAGGCUAGCUGUGCUUACAUUUUAUGAAUUGUGCCUAGAAUUAGCAGGAAACAAGGCCAGAGUUGUUGACAUAAAGUCUAAACAAGUUAAUAAAUGGAGACCCUUGCCUCUCACAACAGUUGAGUUACAAAAAAACUGUUCGAGGUAUUUAAAAAUGAAUGCCAGAGAUUCACUAGCUGCUGCAGAAAAAUUAUACCAAAAGGGAUUCAUAUCUUAUCCUAGAACUGAAACAGAUACAUUUCCACCUUCUAUGGAUUUAAAGUCAUUAGUUGAAAAGCAAGGCCAGGAAAACAGCUCAGCUUGGUUUGCAUAUGCAAAAAACUUACUUGAUACCAACAACAAUAACCACAACAAAUUCAAAUUUCCACGUAGUGGUUCACAUGAUGAUAAAGCACAUCCUCCAAUUCAUCCAAUUAUUGGACUAGGUAGAGACGCAUCGAUCACUGUAAAUGAACGAAGAGUGUAUGAGUAUGUCGUGCGCCAUUUUUUAGCCAGUUGCUCUGAGGAUGGGAAAGGUCAGAUGACAUCAAUUAGCUUAAACUGGAACGAUGAGAUAUUUAACGCCAAUGGGCUAGUAGUUCUCGAACGAAAUUGGCUCGAUGUAUAUCCAUGGAUGAAAUGGGAAAACUCUAAGACAAUGCCUCGACUAGAGAUGAAUCAAGAAGUUAUUAUUAGUAAAGCAGAGAUGAAAAACGGGUAUACAUCACCUCCAAAACCCAUGACCGAAAGUGAACUUAUUAUGCUGAUGGAUGCAAAUGGUAUAGGCACCGAUGCGACCAUUGCUGAACAUAUUGAAAAAAUUAAGGCAAGGAAGUACAUCACAAGUGAUAAAGUGGGGAAGGAUUCGUACUUGAACCCCACUAUCCUUGGUGUGGCUCUGGUACAUGGAUUUGAAACAAUUGGUCUAGAAGAUUCAUUUGCCAAACCGUUCCAAAGGAGGGAAAUGGAAGACGAUUUGAAAAAGAUAUGCGGAGGGACAUUAACUAGAAGAGAUGUUGUAACUGAUAUUAUUAAUAAAUACAAAGGUUAUUACAAUCGUACGAAUCAGAACAAGAAUAGACUCUUACAGGUAUAUGACCAAGUCAAAAGAUCGCUCUCGUGA
Messenger RNA from Maudiozyma barnettii, 1965 nucleotides. It is a transcript of the gene TOP3, whose product is annotated as DNA topoisomerase 3. The record is from RefSeq and is a predicted model, not a curated record. The transcript has a single exon. Gene Ontology annotation, cellular component: nucleus. Gene Ontology annotation, molecular function: DNA binding; DNA topoisomerase type I (single strand cut, ATP-independent) activity. Lineage: Eukaryota; Fungi; Ascomycota; Saccharomycetes; Saccharomycetales; Saccharomycetaceae. Gene Ontology annotation, biological process: DNA topological change. Bases 1 to 1965 code for a protein of 654 amino acids.